AUGUAUUAAUAUCCAUUCUAUACCUUGUCUCCUUAACCUUCAACUGUUGCACCUUAAAAAAAAUUACUCAAAGAUUAAUAUGAAGUUCUUUAGAUAGAACUAGGAAGUGGAACUUAUGGUAAAGUUAAAUUAGCAUUGAAUCAUAAGAUUAAUAAGAAAUUUGCAAUAAAAAUAGUAAUUAUUUAACAUAUAUAGAUUUCAAAAAGCUAUAUGAAAUAAAUUUUUGCAACUUAGCACAUAUUGAAUGAAUUAAAUUAUUUAUAAGGAUGUAAACAUAAAAAUAUUGUGGAAUAUAUUGAACAUUUUGAAGAUAGAGAUAAUAUAUAUAUAGUUUUAGAGUAUUGUGAAUAAGGAACCUUAGAUGAAUUGAUAAAAAUAAAAUAAAAAUUAACUGAAGAAAAAGCCUUCCAUUAUUUUUAUUAAAUAGCUUAAGCUAUUUUGUAUUUGCAUGAAAAAGAUAUAAUUCAUAGAGACAUAAAAGCUGAUAAUAUUUUAUUGUAAAAUAACAAUGUAAAAGUAUGUGAUUUCAAUUGGUCAAUCUUUUUACCUAAUGGUGGUAAAGCCAAACCGUGUGUUUGUGGUACUACUGAAUAUAUGCCACCAGAAGUAAUCACUAAAUAAAAACAUGACAAAGGUGUUGAUAUUUGGUCUUUGGGAAUACUAUUAUAUGUAAUUUUAGAUCAUUUAUAAUUUACAGUAUAUGUUACAUGGUGAAUUAUUAUUUAGAUCAAAACACAAGGAAGAGUUGUAUGAAAAAAUUUGCAAUAAAUAAUAAAUUAAAUUUAAUGAGAAAUUGUCUAAUGAAUGCAUAUUGUUGUUUUAAUAAAUGUUAGCUCAUUAAAAGCGAAUUAAUAUAUAAUAAGUGUUGAAUUCUGAUUGGGUUAUUAAAAUGUUGAAAUGUAAACAAAAUUAGAAUUAACUUGAAUUAACUCCUAUUAAGUGUCGUUCAACAGCUCAAGAAUCAACAAGAGUUAGCAUAGUUUCUGAUUCUAGUCGUUUUUCGAAUUCUAAGUUUACUGCUAAAUCUUUGUAUACUGAAUCUCCUUAUAAAUCCAAGAAUCAAAACCAAGAAAUUUAGCAUCCUAUGAAGGUUAGAAGUUCCGCUUUGGAUCAAAACAAUCCUGCUUUUAGAGUUGAAAAAAGAUAUUUUUAUUGA
Molecule: messenger RNA, 1156 nt
Organism: Paramecium pentaurelia
Lineage: Eukaryota; Ciliophora; Oligohymenophorea; Peniculida; Parameciidae
Source: the annotation of a GenBank genome assembly